Sapajus apella (tufted capuchin) is the source of this 950-nucleotide messenger RNA. RefSeq names its product CAP-Gly domain-containing linker protein 2-like. Gene Ontology annotation, cellular component: nucleus. The annotation marks the transcript as partial. The record is from RefSeq and is a predicted model, not a curated record. NCBI's taxonomy places the organism in Eukaryota, Metazoa, Chordata, Mammalia, Primates, Cebidae. The transcript is spliced from 3 exons. Gene Ontology annotation, molecular function: DNA-binding transcription factor activity.
GCUGCACCCUGUACAAGCAGUUAUCAGGAUCCUCCUCCCUGGUCACAGCUGCUGUCCCUGAGGAUCCAGGCCCCAAGCCAGCAGAAGUGGGCAAUGACUUCCUGGGGGACUUUGUGGUGGGCAAUCAGUCUGGUGUGAAGCCAGACACAGUGCAGUACCUGGGUGAGAUGCAGUUGGCACCAGGACAGUGGGCCAGUGUGGUGCUGGUUGACCCAGUGGGCAAGAAUGAUGGUGUGGUGGGCAGUGUACGCUACUUCAAGUGCCCAGCUCUCCAGGGCAUCUUCAUGUGGCCCUUCCAGCUUCCCUGGCAGCCCACAGCUGACGGCUCGGGUAGCGACGACCACUCUGUGGAGUCACUGACUGCCCAGAACCUGUCACUGCAUUUGGGCAUGGCCAUGCCACUGCUGAGCAGCUACGUAAUCCUGCUGUGGGAGAGCAUCCUCAACAGCUCGGUGAAGAUGGGCAACAAGUGGGGCUCUUACCUCUGGGACAGUGGCUCUGUGAAGUGGGGCGAUAAGGACCUGUGCCUGGGCGACUGCGUGCUGGUGACGAUGGCCUUGCUGGGCAAGUGCUAUGAUGUCCUCGCCAACAGCUGUGGACUUAACUGCUGGAACUCUGCCUGCUCCCUCAAAGAUGAGAUCAGCAGCCUCAUGUCUGCCUUAGACUCCAUUUGCUCAGCACUGUCCAAACUGAAUGCCAAGGUGGCCUGUGUUGCCAUGAAUGAUGAGAGUGCCUUCAUGGUGGGCACGGAGAAGGGGAGAAUGUUCCUGAAUGCCCAGAAGGAGCUACAGUCAGACUUCCUCAGGCUCUGCCAUGAGUACCCCAGGGCACCAGAAGGCCGGGCCGACAUUCCCUGGGAGCAGAUGCUUGAGCGUUUGUCUGAGUCCUCAACCCUGUCUAGCCAGGGUGGUGGUGUGUGGGAGAUGAACUGGGCAAGCAGCGUUGUCUGA